Molecule: messenger RNA, 2897 nt
Organism: Nelumbo nucifera (sacred lotus)
Lineage: Eukaryota; Viridiplantae; Streptophyta; Magnoliopsida; Proteales; Nelumbonaceae
Gene: EYE
Product: conserved oligomeric Golgi complex component-related / COG complex component-like protein
Biological process (GO): retrograde vesicle-mediated transport, Golgi to endoplasmic reticulum; intracellular protein transport; Golgi organization
Cellular component (GO): COG complex
Source: RefSeq, a predicted model, not a curated record
UUUUGUUCACACUUAGUACUUCACACCGGUCACCGGGCAACUUCAAAGCUCCAGAGCCCUCUCCAAAUUCCAACAUGGAAGUCUUGAAACCAGGCGCGAACCAGAGAUAGUUCGUGAAAUUAUAUUGAUCUAGGAAAGAUGAUGGUUGAUUUGGGAGCCUUUUCUGACGAGAAAUUCGAUGCGAAGAAAUGGAUCAAUGUGGUCUGCCAAUCUCGGCACCCUCAAGACCCAGUGGAGAAGCACUUGGCGGAUCUGGAAAUGAAGUUGCAGAUGAUAUCCGAAGAGAUUGCUGCGUCUCUGGAGGAGCAGAGCAGUGCCUCUCUCCUUCGAGUCCCUCGUGCUAGCCGUGAUGUCAUUCGCCUCCGCGACGACGCCAUCUCUCUCCGGAAUUCUGUCACCGGCAUCUUACUCAAGCUCAAAAAGGCAGAGGGUUCAUCAGCUGAAUCUGUAGCUGCCCUUGCUAAAGUUGACACGGUCAAGCAGAGGAUGGAAGCUGCAUAUAAGACAUUGCAGGAUGCUGCAGGAUUGACACAAUUGAGUGCAAGUGUUGAGGAUGUUUUUGCCAGUGGUGAUCUACCGCGGGCUGCAGAAACCUUAGCGAACAUGAGACAUUGUUUGUCUGCCGUUGGUGAGGUUGCAGAGUUUUCCAAUGUUAGAAAGCAGCUUGAAGUCUUAGAGGAUAGGUUAGAGGCAAUGGUUCAACCUCGUCUUUCUGAUGCUUUAUCCAACCGCAAGGUUGAUGCUGUUCAAGAUUUACGGAAUAUCCUGAUUCGAAUUGGAAGGUUCAAGUCUCUAGAGCUGCAGUACACAAAAGUCCACCUAAAGCCAAUCAGGCAACUUUGGGAAGAAUUUGAGUCCAGGCAGCGAACUGCUAAGCUUGCAAGUGAGAGGCAUGAUGGUGAACCACUAUCAAAUGUUACUGAGUCUCAAUCAGCUUUGUCUGUACUUUCAUUUUCCAGUUGGUUGCCAAGUUUCUAUGACGAAGUGCUACUCUAUCUUGAACAGGAAUGGAAGUGGUGUAUGGUUGCUUUUCCUGAUGACUAUAAAGUUCUUGUUCCAAAGAUACUGAUUGAGACAAUGGUGGCACUUAAUGCAAGCUUUGUUUCUCGUAUCAACCUUGCAACUGGAGAUGUUGUUCCUGAAACAAGAACACUAGCUAAAGGUGUACUGGAUAUCUUAUCUGGAGAUAUGCCUAAAGGUACUAAGAUACAGACUAAGCAUCUUGAGGCACUGAUAGAACUGCACAAUAUGACUGGUACUUUUGCGAGGAAUAUCCAACACUUGUUUUUGGAAUCUGAUCUCCAGGUUUUACUGGACACAGUGAAGGCCAUCUAUUCUCCUUAUGAAUUAUAUAAACAGAGAUAUGGACAGAUGGAACGUGCUAUCCUCUCUGCUGCAGUAAUAGGUAUAGAUCUUAGAGGAGCAGUUGCUCGUGGUGUGGGUGCCCAGGGUAUUGAGCUCAGUGAAACAGUUCGGAGAAUGGAGGAAUCCAUUCCGGUUGCCAUUGUAUUUCUUGAAGCAGCAGUAGAGAGAUGCAUCAACUUUACUGGAGGUUCUGAAGUGGAUGAGCUUAUUCUUGCACUUGAUGAUAUUAUUUUGCAGUAUAUUUCUACUCUGCAAGAUACACUAAAAUCCUUAAGAGCUGUGUGCGGAGUGGAUAUCCUUGGUGAAGGUGCUGGUGCAAAGAAGGAUAGCUUGGAUAAAAAAGAAUCAAUUCACAAUGCACGCAAAAUUGAUACAGUCUCAGAUGAGGAAGAGUGGGCUAUUGUCCAAGGGGCAUUACAAAUACUUACAGUUGCAGAUUGCCUAACUAGCAGAUCCUCAGUUUUUGAAGCUUCGCUGAGAGCUACUCUUGCCAGGAUCAGCACAAGUUUGUCACGUUCUAGAUUUGGUUCAAUAGUAGACCAAAACCAAUCUUCUGCAAAUAAUGAUGGUCCAAAUGGGGAAUUAUCCUUGGCUGGAAGGGCUGUUUUGGAUGUAGCAGCUGUGCGCCUCAUUGAAGCUCCUGAAAAAUCUAGGAAACUCUUUAACCUUUUAGAUCAGUCAAAGGAUCCUCGGUUUCAUGCACUUCCACUUGCAUCUCAGAGAGUAGCAGCCUUUGCAGAGAUUGUUAAUGAACUUGUCUAUGAUGUCCUCAUAUCCAAGGUACGGCAACGUUUGAGUGAUGUGUCUCGGUUGCCAAUCUGGUCUUCAGUGGAGGAGCCUAGUGCUUUCCCUCUCCCCAGCUUCAGUGCCUAUCCUCAGACCUAUGUGACUAGCGUUGGUGAAUAUCUUCUUACCCUACCUCAACAACUAGAGCCACUUGCAGAGGGCAUCUCUAGCAGUGAUGCAAAUGCUGAUGAAGCACAGUUCUUUGCAACUGAAUGGAUGUUCAAGGUUGCCGAAGGUGCUGUAGCAAUUUACACAGAACAGUUGCGAGGAAUUCAGUAUAUAACUGAUCGAGGAGCACAGCAGCUUUCUGCUGAUAUCGAGUAUUUGAGUAAUGUGCUGUCAGCUUUGUCCAUGCCAGUUCCUCAAGUCCUGUCUACGUUCCACACCUUCCUCUCAACUUCAAGAGACAAGAUCCAGGAUCUCCUGAAAUCAGAUGCUGUUAGUCAGCUUGAUCUUCCAACUGCCCACCUUGUGUGUAAGAUGCGGCGUGUGACCCUAGACCAAUGAUUCUUUUCUUCUCUUUAACAGUAAAACAAAGUUUUGCCCAAGGCCACUUGGAUAUGAUUAAUUUUCUUCUUUUGCUGAACAUAGGACAGUUCAUGAUAUUCUCAUCUAGUAUCUGCUGUCAGUUUGUGUAAUGUAUUCUUGCUUUACUUGUAGAAUCAAUGUUGUGAAGUGCUCAACACCCCUUCACUUUGAAGUAAAUAGUAAAAAUACAACUUUAAUGCCGCUUUUCACCAACAGAA